Messenger RNA from Colletotrichum paranaense, 390 nucleotides. RefSeq lists its product as uncharacterized. NCBI's taxonomy places the organism in Eukaryota, Fungi, Ascomycota, Sordariomycetes, Glomerellales, Glomerellaceae. The coding region runs from base 1 to 390 and encodes 129 amino acids. The transcript has a single exon. The record is from RefSeq and is a predicted model, not a curated record.
AUGCCGAACGAACGAAAAGGCGCCAAUGACAACUGUACCAGAAUAGCUUGGGAGUCCAAAUCACUUAGCGUCAAAAAGCAACCUUCGGUUCCCUGUCCCUCUGUCCCAAGCAGCUCGUCCAUUGCGGGGGAAGAAUCCCAGCUGGAUUUUGCUAAAUACAAAGACGACAACCUGUUGAUAUGGCGUGCGCCGGAGCAAGCGUUCUCACAGUCGCCCUCAUCCAUUGAUGGGAGAUUCAAGCUUGUCGCCAAGCCUGACGUCGACUACGUCAACGAACUUUGCUGCGUCACUCGAGGUGACGUUGCCUGCGCUGGUGUAAGCCAUCAUCCACCUAAAUUAUCACGGUCUAAGACUGUAGAUCUGAUCGUUUCUCAAGAGCUUGUUGCGUAG